AUGCCCAGAAUCUGGAAGCGCCUUACUACUAUCAUCGGACUCGGCAUCCAGUGUUUUCGAAUCACCUUCAGAAACAUGAUCGGCUUCGUAAACCUAUUCAGGCGACAUGAAGAUGCGGAGGAACUGCGAAAAAAGCUUCAGGCCGCACGAGUCGAAUAUCCGGCACAGUCACAUCAGUUCUUCGUCCCCAAUAGCUCCAAGGAUUCCAUACUUACCAAGGAGGUGAUUGCCAGUGUGAUCCACGCGGCAAGGCCCAAAUUGGGGUGCAAUGGCGCUCGAGACCAAGCCGAACGGGUCUGCGCUGAAGCAAGGAACCUGUUCGCUAUUCUGGCGUACCUAAAGAAGGGACAAGACAUCUGCUCAUUCUUGGAUGAAGGCAUUUCGGACAAAGAUUUGCCAUUCGAGCGAAUCAAGAACAGCAAAUCCAAAUUUGCACUACAGCGAAAGGACAGAAGUCGAAUCGAAACUCUGGAUGCUUGGGAAGAAGCAGAUCUGGAGUCGCUGGGCGGAACGCAAUGGUGCAUGAUUGCCCCUAUUUUCAAAGACGAAACGAAGCACUACAAAUUCCAUAUGAACACUGUACUGCCGUUCAUGGACCCGGAAGGAGACGAAGAAGAAGAGCCCGUCAACAAAAGCGGAGGAGGGUACAGCGAAGUUUUCACCACUCGCAUACAUCCGGCACACCACAAAUUCGAUAACCAUUGGGCAUUGACGGAUCGAGAUCACAAGGUCGCAAUCAAACGUCUCCACAAGUCCGACUCAGACGAAUUCGAAAAGGAGCGGAGCAUCCACACAACCCUCGGACAGAAGAAAAAUGCAAGCCCACACCUUGUGAAACUCUUGGCGACGUAUGAGUACAAGGAAAAGUAUCACUUCAUCUUUCCUCGGGCAGAUUGCAACCUCCGCAAGUACUGGAACAAAAACCCGACACCAGAAAUCGACAAGAAGCACUUUCUCUGGUCACUGAAGCAGAUGUACGGCAUCGCAAAGGCUUUAAACAUAAUCCACAACUUUCGGGUGACCGUUAAGCUCGAUGGUAAAGGCCGCACAUCCACCGGCGGAGUCGAAUUCAGCGUGACGAAAGGCGAAGAGCUUUUUGGAAGACACGGUGACAUCAAACCGGAGAACAUCCUCUGGUUCCGGCGGAUACCCGAGCACCAAUACAAACGGGAGGCUGGCAUGGAAGAUCAAGAAGGAGGCGUCUUACAAAUCACUGACUUCGGCCUCGGCCGAUUUCACGGACAAGACUCCAAGACAGAGCCGCAGCCGAACGGUGUUGUCGGCUCUCCGACGUACGAGCCACCCGAGUGCCGGCUCCGCCGGCCAGUCUCCCGUGCCUACGACCUCUGGAGCCUCGGCUGUCUCUACCUCGAGUUCGCGACCUGGCUCAUCAUGGGCUUCGACGCCAUCGACCAUUUCUCGGAAAGUCGACUACGUACAUCGAGUCUCGACCCCGCGUUCGCUGAGGACUAUUUCUUCACUGUCGUACAUAAACCCGGCGGGACCAACGCCGAGGUGCGCGACGACGUCGUCAACUGGGCGCAAAGGUUGCACGAACAUCCGAACUGCUCGAAAUUCAUCCAUGAUCUCGUGGACCUCAUUAUGAAAGAUCUCCUCGUCGUCGAAGCCAAAGAUAGGAUCCAUGCGCGUGGACUAUGCGAUUCCUUCAAAGAUUUUCUCGAGAAGGCCAAGGAGGAUGAAAACUAUCUCUGCAAUCCGGAUCCACGCCCAAGAAAAGGCAGCUCACGCCAAGGAGGGAAAGAUUCACGACCAACGCAAAAUGAAUCACACACUAUGUCGAUAUCCCCACCAAAAACCUCCCCGAAGAAACCCACAUCCCCAAAGAAAUCCGUCGCUUUCGAAGACGAGGGAUCUUCCUCCAAGUCCAAGCAAGCCGGGAGUCGAGACCUCGUCGACCGCUCUGCAGGCACACUCGGAAGGAUCAACGAGAAUCAAAAUUGA
Molecule: messenger RNA, 1962 nt
Organism: Diplodia corticola
Lineage: Eukaryota; Fungi; Ascomycota; Dothideomycetes; Botryosphaeriales; Botryosphaeriaceae
Product: protein kinase domain-containing protein
Exons: 2
Coding region: 1-1962 (653 amino acids)
Biological process (GO): peptidyl-threonine phosphorylation; peptidyl-serine phosphorylation
Molecular function (GO): protein serine/threonine kinase activity; ATP binding
Source: RefSeq, a predicted model, not a curated record